AAAACCUGGCGGGUCUCAGUAUUGCAAUUAGGGCAAGCCGCCACUAAGGUACACACGAAUAAUCUCCGAUCUCCACAUUAUCUGCUCAAAUUUCCGAGCUCUAGUUUUCUGCAACCAUGUCUUCGCCUUCACUCUCACUACAGUAAACCCUAAUUCUGUUCCUCUCUUUUUAGGGUUUCGAGGUUCGAAUUCUCCAUGAAAGUAAGAUCUGAGAUUGAGAUUCUACUGAGGACUACGAGGUUACUGGAGAGAUCGAAUACUAUGACGAGAGCGGAGAAGAGGAAGCUUGAUGCGGGUGAGGCGGAGGAGAGGCCGCCUGAGGAGAAGAAGCAGAAAGUGCCUGCUCUUGCGAGCGUUAUUGUUGAAGCUCUUAAGGUGGACAAUUUGCAAAAACUUUGCUCGUCAUUGGAGCCGAUUCUUCGUAGAGUUGUCAGUGAGGAAGUUGAGCGUGCAUUGGCAAAACUAGGGCCUAGCAGGCUUGGUGGAAGGUCAUCUCCAAAGAGAAUAGAAGGUCCUGAUGGUAGGAGUCUUCAGCUACAGUUCAGGUCGAGAUUGUCCCUACCACUCUUCACUGGAGGGAAAGUAGAAGGGGAGCAGGGUGCUUUGAUUCAUGUGGUUUUGAUCGAUGCUAAUACAGGCCAAGUCAUUACAUCAGGGCUUGAGUCAUCUGCUAAGCUUGAUGUCAUAGUGCUGGAAGGUGACUUCAACAACGAUGAUGAAGACAACUGGACCCAAGAAGAAUUUGAAAGCCAUGUCGUAAAAGAACGUGAAGGCAAGAGGCCUCUUUUAACUGGGGACUUGCUGGUUACCCUCAAAGAAGGGGUUGGGACCCUAGGAGAACUCACUUUCACAGACAACUCAAGUUGGAUAAGAAGCAGGAAGUUCAGGCUUGGCUUAAAAGUUUCAUCUGGUUACUGUGAGGUUGUUCGCAUUCGUGAGGCUAAGACAGAGGCUUUUACUGUUAAGGACCACAGAGGAGAAUUAUACAAGAAACACUAUCCGCCUGCGUUGCAAGAUGAAGUGUGGAGAUUGGAGAAGAUUGGGAAGGAUGGGUCAUUUCACAAAAGGUUGAAUAAAGCUGGGAUUCACACAGUUGAAGACUUCCUCCGGCUUGUGGUCAGAGACCCACAAAGAUUACGAAGUAUACUUGGCAGUGGCAUGUCGAAUAAGAUGUGGGACUUAGCGGUUGAGCAUGCCAAGACUUGUGUUUUGAGUGGGAAGUAUUAUGUCUACUACACUGAUGAUGCAAGGAAUGGUGUUGUUUUUAACAAUAUUUAUGAGUUGAGUGGCCUUAUUGCAAGUGGGCAGUACGUUCCAAUGGAGCAGCUUUCUGACAAUCAGAAGCUUCAUGUGGAUACAUUAGUGAAAAGAGCGUACGACAAUUGGAUGCAUGUGGUCGAGUAUGAUGGCAAGGCAUUGCUGAACUACAAACAGAGCAGGAAGGCAUCGUCGUCAAACUAUUCAAUUGCCCUUGAUCAGCAACCCUCUAUAACUCGUGCACCAGUUCAGGUUCCUAUGGAGCAGUCCUCAGUGAAUGCCAUGUCAGCCGUUGGCGGGGCAUCAAUCUCUAGUUAUGGGGAAAACCCUGCAACAAGAUAUUCAUCCCAACCUGACCAAUUAACAGCAAACAACCAGGUCCAAUUCAACAACAACCAUUUCGCAACCCAACAAAAUCAACUAGUAAGCACCUCUCACCAUGCCCCACAAGGUCCACAAGUUGGUCUUGCUUUGGGCCCACCUUUAUCAACUGGGUUCCAAACAAUGAAUGUUGGCCAAACCCCAGCCGACGAUUGGGCUCGGCAUAGGGACGCUCGUGGGCUCGAUGAUUACUUCACAGAAGAAGAGAUUCGGAUGAGAAGCUCAGAAAUGCUCGAGAACGAGGAUAUGCAACAUUUGCUCAGGCUCUUCAGUAUGGGAGGAAACACCGAUGCCUAUAGUUAUCCCUCCUAUAUUCCCUCGCCUGCGACGAAUUAUACCUAUGAAAUGUGUCCAGGCAGGCCCUCAGGGAAGGCUGCAGUGGGAUGGCUCAAGAUAAAAGCGGCUUUGCGUUGGGGUAUAUUCGUCCGAAAAAUUGCGGCCGAGAAGAGGGCUCAGCUUGUUGAGCUCGACUCAUGAGUUGGUUUUGGGCUUGUGAGUUGUGGCUAACUCGGUGGUUAGUGCGGUUAUCUUGGUCAAUUGACUGGAGAUGACGGGUUUGGCGGUAAUGGUGAAUGGGUGGUGAGGUUGGGUUCUCGGGUUGUGUACAAUGAAUCCUGUAAAGUAAUUUCAUUCCUCCUGUAAAGACCAUGUCGCUUUCUAAUAUCUUUGGAUUUUUAGGGGUGUAUUUGAUAUUUGUUGCUACCUUUGGUUUUUAGUGAUUGUGCUUUUUAUCUCUGAUAAAAUCAUAGUUGUCCACUUGUAAUGGAUGAGAAUAAGAGGCCCAAAACAAGUUCAUCGCU
Amborella trichopoda is the source of this 2438-nucleotide messenger RNA. NCBI's taxonomy places the organism in Eukaryota, Viridiplantae, Streptophyta, Magnoliopsida, Amborellales, Amborellaceae. The record is from RefSeq and is a predicted model, not a curated record.